This is a messenger RNA of Sinocyclocheilus grahami, 1499 nucleotides long. RefSeq names its product elongation of very long chain fatty acids protein 5-like. The transcript is spliced from 8 exons. Lineage: Eukaryota; Metazoa; Chordata; Actinopteri; Cypriniformes; Cyprinidae. Gene Ontology annotation, cellular component: endoplasmic reticulum; endoplasmic reticulum membrane. Gene Ontology annotation, biological process: sphingolipid biosynthetic process; fatty acid elongation, monounsaturated fatty acid; fatty acid elongation, polyunsaturated fatty acid. Bases 85 to 960 code for a protein of 291 amino acids. Gene Ontology annotation, molecular function: fatty acid elongase activity. The record is from RefSeq and is a predicted model, not a curated record.
AAAUCAAGGCUUAAAAUACAGCAGAAAUUAGAAAUAAGGCUUUCACAGUUCAGGUUCUUUAUCAAAGAUUCCUUAAGGUUGAAGAUGGAGACGUUUAGUCACAGAGUUAACACUUAUAUUGACUCUUGGAUGGGACCCAAGGAUCCUCGGGUUAGAGGAUGGCUUCUACUGGACAACUACAUCCCCACUUUUGCCUUCACUGUCAUGUACCUUCUGAUUGUGUGGAUGGGACCAAAAUACAUGAAGAAUAGACAGCCAUACUCCUGCAGAGCACUGCUAGUGCCGUAUAACCUCGCCCUGACGCUUCUCUCCUUCUACAUGUUUUAUGAGCUGGUAAUGUCAGUGUAUCAAGGCGGAUACAACUUCUUCUGCCAGAACACCCACAGUGGAGGAGAGGCUGACAACAGGAUGAUAAACGUCCUUUGGUGGUAUUACUUCUCCAAACUCAUUGAGUUUAUGGACACUUUCUUCUUCAUUCUGAGGAAGAACAACCACCAGAUCAGCUUCCUGCACGUCUACCAUCACGCCACCAUGCUCAGCAUCUGGUGGUUUGUCAUGAACUGGGUGCCGUGUGGCCACUCCUAUUUUGGCGCCACGUUUAACAGCUUCAUCCAUGUCCUGAUGUAUUCGUAUUACGGCCUCUCUGCUGUCCCAGCCAUGAGACCGUAUCUGUGGUGGAAAAAGUACAUCACUCAAGGGCAGCUGGUCCAGUUUGUCCUGACCAUGUUCCAGACAUCUUGUGCUGUGGUCUGGCCAUGUGGUUUCCCAAUGGGCUGGCUGUAUUUCCAAAUCACUUAUAUGAUCACUCUUAUCUUACUCUUCUCAAACUUCUACAUAAAGACCUAUAAGAGCCGCAUGGGAUCUCGGAAGACCGAUCACUCGAACGGAUCAAUAAACGGUCACACUAAUGGAGUGACAUCCAAUGAGAAGGUUAAAUACAGGAAACCGCGCGCAGAUUGAUGACAGUUAAUCCACUUACAGUCCUGUUAUUGUUAUCAGCGCAGUAGAGGAGCUUCACGCAUGUCUAUCUAGUUACCACGCUACAGCCAUUUCACCUUUAAGAGUCUCCUCACAUUUUUGCACACUGCAACCUCACGUUAUUCAUAUUGAAUCCAAAACUUAGGAAGUAGGGUCCAAGUUAGAGUAUUUGAUGUUUUUCAUAUUUUUCAUUUUCUUGAAGAACAAAGAUGGCUAACCUUAAUACUGUACUAAUUUGCACUGGUGUUUUCACCAAGCUUGUUUGUAGACAUAGAGAAGAUUGUAUUAGAGAAAUUUGACAGGUAUACAGGAGUAUGUCACACUUAUGAGCUGAAUUAAACAGUAGUAGCCUAUACGAUGUUUCUUUAUAGCACAGGCAGAUAAUCUUACAAGACAGUACGUAACAGUCAUAACAAUACCUUUAGAAAAAUGGAAGACUAUUAGUUUUAUGGACUAAUCGAGCGAAUUUAGUGAAUUAAUGUAUGUUUACAGAAUAAAAUGGACUGUUUAUUUUAUAUUAA